Molecule: messenger RNA, 579 nt
Organism: Acanthosepion pharaonis
Lineage: Eukaryota; Metazoa; Mollusca; Cephalopoda; Sepiida; Sepiidae
Source: the annotation of a GenBank genome assembly
AUGUUCAGCGUUAUAUGUUCAGCGUUACAUCCCUUUACGCCAACCCCAUUAUUCAGCGUUAUAACAUCACCAAACGCCCACCGCAUCAGUACAUCCCUUAUCCAACCCCAUAUAUUCAGCGUUAUCAGGACUUCUUCUAUAACAUCACCAACGCCCACCGCAUCAGUACAUCCCUUAUGCCAACCCCAUAUAUUCAGCGUUAUCAGGACUUCCUAUAACAUCACCAACGCCCACCGUAUCAGUACAUCCCUUACGCCAACCCCAUAUGUUCAGCGUUAUCAGGACUUCCCUAUAACAUCACCAACGCCCACCGCAUCAGUACAUCCCUUAUGCCAACCCCAUAUGUUCAGCGUUAUCAGGAUUUCCCCUAUAACCAGAUAUCAGUACAUCCCGCCAACCCCAUAUAUUCAGGACAGGAUUUCCCAUCAUAAGCCCAUCAGUACAUCAAUGGUCCCCACCGUAUCAGGACUACAUCCCACCGCAUCAGUACAUCCCUUUACGCCAACCCCAUAUAUUUCAAAAAACCACCAACGCCCACCGCAUCAGUACAUCACUUAUCCCCCCAUAUGUCCAGCGUAA